CACGUAAACGACCUUCUCCGUCUGCCACCCACGCUUUCUCCGCAUCACUUUCCUGAAUUCUCAUUCACUCGGCGUUUUAACCGUGGAGACAUCAGCGAUCCGGAGAGGAAAGUGUAGCAAGCGAACCUGCGUUGAUGUAUUAUGCGUUUUCUGUUCUCGUGGAUCGUUUUCACUUAAUUCUAUAGUUGCUGGUGAUAGUGAAGAUAGAAUGAUGAUUUAGGGAGGAAGGACGAGUACGAGAGACGGAUCGUUGAUUGGUUAAGUUGGUUUGUUCUCUCCUUCACUCUAGGUUAGGGUUUACGUACAAUUAUAAGAAUUCCAAGGUCAACACCAAAGGCAUUUCCGAUUCUUUUGGAUCGACUUACGGAAAUUAAACAUUAAGUCGAGUUUGAGGGUGAGAACAAAAUGCAGCUAAACAGGUAUCCAGCUGAACCUGUGGCUGGUGAGCCACCUAGCCUCUGUAGUCUGUGGGCUAGGCAAGAUUCAUUUGACACUGGAUUCAGGGGUGGUGUGGCAACAUGGAAAAAUGUAGAUAAUAAUAUCUAUGUUCAAACUGGAGAAGAGUUCCCUGUGGGCUUUCUUCAGGAAUACACUCCUCCUGCAGUUAUUACUCCAGUGUAUGGUGUAAGCGUUACUCCAGUCUAUCAACAUAGCAUUGGAGUUUCUGAUGUCCAGGAUGGCCAAUGUGUUCAUGAAGAACUUCCUCGAGCUCUUGGUUUUAGAAGAAUGGAUUCUGAAUGCAGAAUUGACAUCACAGAAUCAGCGUUGAGUGAAGGAUCUAGUGGUGCACAUGCUGAUAAUGGGGUUUACAUGAGUAAGGGAAGCAUGAAUUACCAGGAUAUUGAAGCCAAUGGGCAUAAACCCAAUACAUCUGCUGCAAAAGUAUGUAGCCACCAGGCCUGUUUAGUGUCAAAUGCUCCACUGUUAAGAGAAUCUGAUUCCUCUAGAUCUUUGAAUUCGUUAAUGCCGGGAGUUUCUAACUCUUGUCGAUCUGAGAAAGUGAAGCUUCUUUGCAGUUUUGGAGGGAAAAUAUUGCCUCGUCAGGGUGAUGGAAAACUCAAAUAUAUGGGAGGUGAGACACACAUUAUCUCCAUCCCCAAGAAUAUUUCGUGGGAGGAACUACUGAAGAAAACAGCUGGAAUGUGCAAUCAGCCUCACCUAAUUAAAUACCAGCUUCCAGGGGAGGAUCUUGAUGCCCUUAUAUCUGUUUCUUGCGAUGAGGAUUUGAAAAAUAUGAUUGACGAGUAUUCAGCGGCUGAAAAGCUCGAUGGUUCUCAACGACUGCGUAUUUUUUUGAUUCCUCUAAGCGAAUGUGAAGGCUUGUAUGCACAUGAUGCCAGCUAUCUCCUGCAGAAGAAUGUUGAUUGCAAGUAUGCUUUUGGUGCAAGCGGUGUAGAUGGAACUCUGGUAAAUGGUGUUGGUAGCUCUGAUUCUGCUCCCCUGAACUUCUACAGUGGGCUACCUUAUGAAAAUGAGAUGGGUCAUUUGGUGCCAAGUGGUGAACCUAAUGUAAGAUAUGCUAACAAUGUCCCCUUGCCAAUGGAUCCUGUUGAAAUGAAGGAUCGGGAUCCCCCUGGUGUACCUGUUUUGAUUGAAACUUUUGAUGGGUCCCAGAAAUUGAUUAGGUCUCCUUCAUUGCCUCCUGAAGUCAUGCGGCGAGAAGAUAUGAAGAAUGCCAAGAUGGCAGCGCACCGAAACAAUUCUUCCCUUGGUAGUAUCAGCCCUCGUGUAUCUCUGCCACCCGAAGAUUCUAUCUGCUACACUGCUCAUCAUCAUCUUACUCCUCAGUUGGCAGUAAAUUUAAGAAAUUCUCAUGAUCAAAUUGGUAAGCAUGAUGCCAUCCUACCAAAUAAUAGGAUUCCAAUCUUGAAAGGAGAAAAUGUUGCUCCUCAUCAACUGGAGCAGCACUAUGGAAUCUUUGAGCUAUGCUCUCAGGAAAGGGAUGCAAAAAUGGAAAGGACAUUAGAUAUUGAGAAUCCUCUUCCUCAGCCUGAUAAUUUAGGCGGAACAUUGUUUGUAUCCAGUGAUUCAUUUGGUUACAAUCAUGGGAUGCCUCAUGUGUGUUCUGAUUCAAGUAUUCAGGACCAGGGAAAUUCUUUAGCUUACUCUUCUCCAGAAGGCAUCCCUCAAUCAAUAUUAUUGAAUUUGGGAAGACCUCAACCAUCCUCUUGCGGACCAGCUGCUGCUUUUGAAAAAAAACCAGUGGAGUUGCAUGAGAAAGUCAGCUUCAUCAAUACUCAACUUCAAACUGAGGCAUUGAAUGCAGAACCAAAUAUUCCUGUUACUGGAAUGACAUUGCAGAAGUCCCCUUCAGCCUCUGAUGCUUUGACCAAACUGGAAGUUAUCCACCAGGAUGUUAAUGGUGCUGUUGAGAAACAACUGAGCAAAGAAGAUUUGAGAAAUCAAAGUUUUGAGGUGAAAGCUCAUGAGAAAGAAUGUGUUUCAAAUUCUGAGGUGAAUUUCAGCAAUCCUCCAUUCGGCAGUGGUGAAUUUUAUUUCUGUGAUCGGUCACCUGCAGUUUCCAAGAGCAUCACAAGUGCAUUACAAAAUGGUAACUUUGAACCAUCAUCUCUUUACAUGAAAUCAUCAAAACAAGACUCUCAAGUGUCAUGUGGUUUGAACCCUGAAUUAUCUUCUGCAAGCGCCAAACAUUUAAAUCAUUCAGGGCUAGAGCAAGCAGAGGUUGCUGAACUUUUGCACGAAGCAUCUAAGGGUGUGGCGAAUAAUUUUUUUGAAGAACUCAGGCUAGAUGAACCUAUAGGUGUCGUUAAUGAAAGAAGGACAAAUACUCCACGUAAUUCUGUUUCAUACAAGAGAGAAAAUUCACUCCCCAAUAAUAAGUUGUCUGGCACCAGUAACGUUGAUAAACCAGACUCUUUUGGUGUUAGCAAGUACUCGGAUUUGUUGGAUGAUCUACCGAUUGAUCUCACCUUGCAAUGCCAACAGAAGCCGGUUAAAAACCAUAAUAUAUCAUCUACCCAGCCUCCAUCCGAAGCUGUCUCGGACACACCACAUCCUGCCAAAACACAAGUUUUGUCUCCCCCUUCCCCAGACGCAAAGUGUGUUUUACAGAAUUUGGAUUUUGAGGAUGUCAGGACUAAUAAUGGCGAAGAUAAAUUGUUCAGUGAAGCAUUGAUAGCUGAAAUGGAAGCAGAUCUAUAUGGUCUGCAGAUAAUAAGAAGUGCUGAUCUUGAAGAAGUACGGGAGUUGGGAUCUGGCACAUAUGGAACAGUAUACUAUGGAAAAUGGAGGGGAACAGAUGUUGCCAUCAAGAGAAUAAAUAAAGCUUGUUUUUCUGGGAAACCAUCCGAGCAGGAACGGCUGACGAAGGACUUCUGGCGAGAAGCUUGCAUUCUAUCAAAUCUUCACCAUCCCAAUGUUGUUGCAUUUUAUGGGGUGGUGCCUGAUGGUGGAGGCGGAACAUUGGCGACUGUAACAGAGUUCAUGGCAAAUGGGUCGCUUAGGACUGCUCUAAUUAGAAAGGACAAAUCACUUGAUUAUGGCAAGAAGCUUAUAAUUGCCAUGGAUGCAGCAUUUGGCAUGGAGUAUUUGCACUCAAAAAAUAUUGUCCAUUUUGAUCUGAAAUGUGACAAUUUAUUGGUGAAUCUGAUCGAUCCGCAGCGGCCAGUAUGCAAGGUUGGGGAUUUUGGACUAUCUAAAAUUAAACGCAACACUUUGGUAUCCGGUGGUGUACGUGGGACUCUACCAUGGAUGGCACCAGAAUUGUUGAAUGGCAGUGCCACCCGGGUAUCUGAAAAGGUUGAUGUUUAUUCAUUUGGAAUAGUAUUAUGGGAGCUUCUCACUGGACAAGAACCUUAUGCAAAUAUGCAUUGUGGCGCGAUCAUCGGAGGCAUUGUGAAGAACACGCUACGCCCUCCCAUUCCAGAGUGGUGUGAUCCCAAAUGGAGAAAGCUCAUGGAGCAGUGCUGGUCGGCCGAUCCUGAAGCUCGGCCCUCGUUCACGGAGAUUGCGAAGAAAUUAAGAUCCAUGUCAUCCGCUCUUGAGGCUAAGAGGCAAACAGAUUUGUUGGUACACACAACUAACUGACCAAGUGACCAUUAGCUACCUUCCCACAUAUAUUUUAUAUAUAUAUAUAUAUUUAUAUUUAUACUUGGAAGUUGGAAUCUAAAUUGAGUAUUUGUUUUUUUUGUAUAUGUUGUAUACUUGUAUAGUAUCUAUAGCUUAGUAGCACUGGGAGAUUGUAAUGUUCUGUUUGUUUCUCUUGUUUAUGAAGUGAAGUGUAUCGGUUAGUGCA
Molecule: messenger RNA, 4255 nt
Organism: Andrographis paniculata
Lineage: Eukaryota; Viridiplantae; Streptophyta; Magnoliopsida; Lamiales; Acanthaceae
Exons: 10
Coding region: 406-4047 (1213 amino acids)
Biological process (GO): signal transduction; protein phosphorylation
Cellular component (GO): cytoplasm
Molecular function (GO): protein binding; ATP binding; protein kinase activity
Source: RefSeq, a predicted model, not a curated record